Messenger RNA from Amphimedon queenslandica, 365 nucleotides. RefSeq lists its product as uncharacterized. NCBI's taxonomy places the organism in Eukaryota, Metazoa, Porifera, Demospongiae, Haplosclerida, Niphatidae. Bases 9 to 344 code for a protein of 111 amino acids. The record is from RefSeq and is a predicted model, not a curated record. The transcript is spliced from 2 exons.
CUGCAUUGAUGACAUUAAUUAAUAGCUACAUUAUAUUCCUAAUUAUACUUGUAAUAUGUUUAUCAUUAAAUAUUAUUUUUCUAGUUAUUGCUAAUACUGAAGAUGAUCCUGAAGAAGAAGGACCUACUCCUCCAGCAGUACCUCAUAUUAAUAAUGACACUACUGACAGAGACAGUUUUGAUGAAAUAUACAAAACUUACGAACUAACCGACUUUGAUAGACUCCUGAGCACAUCUGUUGUAAGGACUGGAGAUAAUGUUGUGUCCCUUGAUAGUGAAGGUGGUGCUAUUCAAGGUAAUCCUUUUGUAGUGAGAGACAAAAUGAAGAAGAAAGUGGGCAGGUAAGGGAAUUAAUAAAUAAAUAAG